Messenger RNA from Danio aesculapii, 1324 nucleotides. RefSeq lists its product as uncharacterized. The transcript is spliced from 3 exons. The record is from RefSeq and is a predicted model, not a curated record. Bases 462 to 1196 code for a protein of 244 amino acids. NCBI's taxonomy places the organism in Eukaryota, Metazoa, Chordata, Actinopteri, Cypriniformes, Danionidae.
UUCAGACUAGUCUAGCUUUCAGACUAUACACUAAAUUCUUAGACAUCUAUUAGACAGCCCAAAUUUAGCCUUGUUUAUGACUAUAUUUAGACGUCUAUUUGACAUGUUUUAAAUAACAAACAAAAAAUGUUUGCUGGGAGUAGUAAUGAAUAUAGGUGGGAUAGAAAGAAAAUGAAAUAAGCAAUCUGAAUCAACAUGUGGACAUUCAGGAAAAGGUGUGAGUUUGUCAGACUCAGCACAUUCCCCUCCUUUACUUUACCCUGCAAAGUGUUCAGACAACAUGUGUGACCUUCUUUGUCUUAUCUUGCUCUGUUUAAUUUCUCCUAAAGGUAAGCUACAACAUUUGACUCCUCAUUUAUGUAUAUGAAUAUCUCUGUACCUAAAACUAGAAUAAUUGUUUAGUAGUUUCAGUACAGCAUGAAUGUAAUGUUUGUACAGUAGGUCUGAGUCCUCUUGCAGUGAUGGCGGGUACAAUCUCUCAGUUUCCCCCGUCGGUGAAGGUGAGGUUGGGUGAAACUGUCUCCAUGCUCUGUCAGAUGAGUGAGAUAAAGUCAUUCUGUCACACAGUGGCCUGGGUGAGAGUUCAUCCAGUGAGUGGAGUAAUAGAUAUUCUGCAGGACACAAAGACACCUCAUCAGACUAAAGAUCGGGUGGAAAAUACUGUGUGCCAGGCCUUCCUGUUUAACGCAACGGUACAGGAUUCUGGGACAUAUUACUGCAUCGCUACAGACCGUGACCAAAUGUAUCUUCACCUUGGAAAUGGCACAGCUAUCACUGUACAAGCUGAGAGCACUGAAAUGCCGUCUAUCGAAAUCAUGGCAUUUACCAUCAGCAACCACCACGACCCUACGCUCACUCUUCAGUGUACACUCAGUGGAUUUGCUCCUUCACAGGUCAAUAUGUAUUGGCUUAUUGGGAGCAGUAGGGAAAAUGGACAGACUUUAUUUGUUUGGGAUGAAGGUAAUGAGAGCUCUGUGAAAACCCAGAAUUAUGUGGACAUAUCAGAGGAGGAGUGGAAGACAGGAAGAGAAAGCACCUGCAUUGUGAAUCUUGGUGGACGAACCUUCAACAAAACUCUGAAUCAUGAUGAUAUCCAGGAGACUUGCUAUCCUGUCAUCUGCAUAGCUAGAUUUUUAGCAUUUGUCACAGCUCUACUUUUUUACAUGACCUCAUUAAUAUUAGCACAUCGGUUCUAACCCACAGACAUUUUUAAGAUCCAAAAAAGACCUCCAUUUCCAGGUAUGGGGCCUUAUCAUUGAACCUCAAAAAUCUUUUUCUCAAUAUAUUUUUUUUUCUGUAGAAGUUUUUUUUUCUUUUUUGUAAA